AUGUUGCCAAAUAAAUAUCUAAUUAAUGCUCUAACUUGUGCAGGCGGACCUACCUAAGAGGCACCAAGCCUACUUGGGAAGACGAGCAUCAUGAAGAUACACAUAUGGCUACAGAAUACUUCGUAUUGCGCUCAGCAAACCAUGCAGGAUGAUUUACUGAUGGACAAAAACAAAGCCCAACCUCAUCAGCAGCAAGAUCCAGCAGUAGACCCUCCCUCCACCCCGACCCCCUCGGAUCCCCCUACAUUAGAUGAGAGCCCGUCGAGUGUGAGCAACCAAGCAUCUUCAGCGCUCAACAAAGAGAAAGUGCCGAUGGAGUCUCCGAUCCUGCCAGGCUUGAGUUUUCAUCAGCUGCAGGAAACCGGUGGCACCCUGGCCCCCUCAUUUGGUAGCACUUGGUCUACUGGAACUACGAACACCGUGGACGACAAUUUUAAUCAAGGAAUACCUUCGGUGAACGGAACAAUGCUUUUCCAGAACUUCCCUCACCACAUAAAUCCGGUAUUUGGAGGCAAUUUCUCACCUCAGCUUGGCUUGGCACAGUCUCAGCAUCCACAGCAGCAAGCCCAGCACCAGCCAGCGCAGCAACGGAGAUCCCCUGUUAGCCCCAACCACGGUCCUUUUCCACAGAGAAACGCUUACAGUCACCCGUCUGUCAUGAAUAGCAAGGCUUCUUCACCUGCCUCAUCUUCGGGUUGGAAUAAUCACCAAAAUGCCACUUGGAGCACAGCCUCCAAUCCAUGGAGCGGUCUCCAGGCAGGCAGGGAUCCGCGAAGAGUCGGGGUUGGUGUGGGGGUCGGUGUAGGGGUGCCUUCUUCCAUGAACCCCAUCUCCCCGAUGAAAAAGCCCUAUUCUAGCAACGUUAUAGCACCCCCAAAAUUCCCGAGAGCUGGUCCCCUCACCCAGAAAUCUUGGAUGGAGGACAACGCCUUAAGGACGGACAACAGCAACAAUAUGCUGCCUUUUCAGGACCGGAAUCGGCCCUUUGAUGCAUUUAGCUUGCACUCUUUGGAGAAUUCCUUAAUGGAUAUGAUAAGGACUGAUCAUGACAAAGGUAAACCACACCUUGCUGGUGGCCCACCAAUGAGUGUCGCUGAUAUUAUAUGGAGGAAUCAUUUUGCAGGACGCAUGGGUCUGAACUUUCACCACCCCGGAGCAGAGCACAUUAUGCCAUUAAACAGUCGCUCUUCACUCUUUCCCUUUGAGGACGGUUUCCUGGACGACGGGCACGGUGACCCCUCUCUGACCCCGGGGUUGGACUCGCCCACGCGCUGUCAGAACGAAGAGCGGAUGGAGCGCUACUCCAGGAAGGUGUUUGUUGGAGGCCUGCCCCCUGACAUAGAUGAAGAUGAGAUCACCAACAGCUUCCGUCGCUAUGGACACCUGGUUGUGGAUUGGCCCCACAAAGCCGAGAGCAAGUCCUACUUUCCACCUAAAGGCUAUGCCUUCCUGCUGUUCCAAGAGGAGACCUCUGUCCAGGCCCUGAUUGAUGCCUGCAUUGAGGAAGAUGGCAAGCUUUACCUGUGUGUCUCCAGCCCAACUAUCAAGGACAAGCCAGUCCAGAUCCGCCCCUGGAACCUAAGUGACAGUGACUUUGUGAUGGACGGCUCCCAGCCGCUGGACCCCCGAAAGACCAUCUUUGUGGGGGGCGUGCCCCGGCCUUUACGUGCAGUGGAACUAGCAAUGAUCAUGGACAGGCUGUAUGGCGGCGUGUGCUAUGCCGGCAUCGACACUGACCCGGAGCUCAAGUACCCCAAGGGGGCGGGCCGCGUGGCCUUCUCCAAUCAGCAGAGCUACAUCGCUGCCAUCAGCGCCCGAUUCGUUCAGCUGCAGCACAAUGACAUUGACAAACGGGUUGAGGUGAAGCCCUACGUCUUGGACGACCAGAUGUGUGACGAGUGCCAGGGGGCGCGUUGCGGGGGGAAGUUUGCCCCCUUCUUCUGUGCCAACGUCACCUGCCUGCAGUACUACUGUGAGUACUGCUGGGCCAGUAUCCACUCCCGGGCGGGCCGAGAGUUCCACAAGCCACUGGUGAAGGAGGGGGGAGACCGCCCUCGACAAGUGUCCUUCCGCUGGAGCUGAGGGGGUCGAGAUGAGCCCUCGCGCCCCCCCCCCCCCCCCCCCUCCCCACCACCUCGACAUCAGUGAAGAGAACUACAAAUACAUGGUUCUUUCUCUUUCAAACUACAACGCUUGACUACAAACUCAUUGUCCAGUGUGCCCUUAUGAUAAUAGGGUGGGAAAAAAAAUGUAUUGCGUAAGUCUAUCUGCUUAGAAUUUGCACUGUGGCACAAAUACUCACUAAACACACAUGGGAUGGUAUGUUAGAGAAACCUGAUUUAUGUUUGAGUCCCCUGUUCCAUGACCGGGUGGGUCAGUGUCUCCUGUAGAACCCCACUGAGCUCUGGUAGAAGUGAUACUAUACAGUACAUAUAUAUUUAAAAGGUAUAUAUUUUUUGGUUUUAUAUAUCUAUCUAUACAUGUAUAGAUAAUUACAUUCUAUGUGAAAGGAACAUGCACUUAUUAUUAUUUUUUUUAGGAUAUUUCCCCUUGUAAAAAAUAUUACCAAAGGAAAAAAUAGAAUUAAUGCAUACAGAAAAACGGAAUAGGUGGCAUAAGAUGUAGCAAGACUAAACAAUUAUCCAGUAGUGUGGGCCACAGUAGCCCAGAUAAAACUAACAUGGCUAUAUUUUCUCUCUAUUUUGACUUUGAAAAUAGUAAAAUGAAUACCUCAAGGCGAAAUCCGAUUUUGCUUUGCUUUUGAUUAGUAGGUCUUUGGUUUUUUUUCAACAUUAUUUUCUAGCAAUAUGUUAAUGUAUUGUCACAAUAGCUUUUGCUGCUAAAUCCAUGGUAUUAACAGAUACCGUAGUAAUUUAUUCAGGCUAGGGUGUUAUAGCAAUUAUGAUCGCACCUGGUGACAAGGAUGAUGACAGGCUAUCAUUGUAGGUAGACUUGCGGUUGGGCCAGUAACCGAAAGGUCGCUGUUUUGAAUCCCCGAGCCGACUGUGAUAAAUCUGUUGAUCUGCCCAUGAGCAAGGCACUUAAACCCUAAUUGCUCCUGUAAGUAGCUCUGGAUGAGAGCGUCUGCUAUUUUUUUUUAUAAUGAUGAGGGGGGGUUGUCCAUUACUGAAUUAUGCCUAGUAUGUUGCGGGGUAAAUGGGGGGGGGGGGGGGGGUCACCCCUUAAUAUAUGUAUACAGUAUUUCAAUCAAGUUGCUGCAUGCAAUAUAAUUUCAGUAUCAUGUCUACUAUUCAAUUCUGCCCAUGUUUGCACAACAUGCUAUAGGUGUACGUACAACUAGCAAGGAACUGGACACAAUAGGGAAGACAGACUGGUCAAAAAUCCAACACCUUCAGUGAGAUAUAAGUUAAUAACCACAGGGGCAGUAUGAACACUGCUUCUGCACAAGGUGGCUAACCUAACCAGAUGACGAAAACGUAAUAUGAAUCAUGAAUCCAACGAGAUGUAGGAUAUAUCAUUUAAGCUGUCUAUGAUAGAUGUAGUACUUUUUUGCAGUGAUUUGUUAAUAUAAUUGUGGAAUUUUUUAUACCAUAUGUAGUAAGGUCUGAGUAUGCCUAUAACUGUGAUCUGCUUUAACUGUUGUUGAUGUCCGACAAAAGUCAUGUGAAACUUCAUGAGCUAGUUUAUGCACACGUAUUUACGUUCUCUCGUACACACAUUCACACAAAUACAAACACCAGACCAGGGUUCAAAUACAUAUGUAUUUUAGUAUUCUUUUUUUAUACUUAUUUUCUGUGUAUUUGAGUAUUUUCUAAUAAUGUGGCCUGAAUCAACUACUUCUAUUAUAAGUAUUUGAAAGUAUUUUCAAAUAAUUUCCUAUAAAAGCCUACUAUAUUAAAGUAUUUUCAAAAACCAGAAUUAACUGCAUGGGUGUGUAUUUGAGUAUUUUCAAAUACUUUCCAAGUGUAUUUCCAAAUACAUUCCAAUAUUCAACUGCUUGUAUUUUCAAAUCAAAAAUAUAUUUUGAAAGUAAUUAAAAUAACCUAAAUAGUAUUUGAACCCAGGUCUGACACACACUCACUUUACACAGGUUCUCGUUCUCUUACACACAAACACACACCUAUGCACACAAAGUCUGACCCAAACACUCAGAACAUAUGACACAGACUUAAGUGAGCUUGACUCUGAGAAACACAGAACCACUGUCUGUACCGUUGACAAAGUGUAGGAUCAUGUCCCCAAAAAACCAAAGAGCUCACAUAUGUUCAACUUAAACCACCAACACAUACGGAGACCACAUGAUACUGCGCGAAGCAUUAAACCCCAUGUCUGUGGGCUUCAAGGUGCAAGUUAGAAACAUUUGUACUGUUGUGGUGACAAGGCAUUAAAGACAGUGAUGAGAAGACAGACCGAACAUUGAAGUUACUGGAGACUUGUGGUUUAGUUAACUGAGCUUCUCAGCACGCACAUAACGUUGUCUCGACAUGGCUACGGGGUUGUAAUAACAUUGCCAGAACAUUGUGUGCUAUCUGGGUUUACCGUAUUUAUCCCGAUUUUCCUGCAAAGCUUGAAGUAGAAUAAUGACCUGCUAAAAUGGUGGACAUUUUAUUUUUAUCGGAAAAAACUACAAAAAAAGAGACUAACCAUGAGUAAUAAUAAGUAUCCCUAUGAAAGUGAAUUCUGGGUGUUUUUGUGAUAUUUCUUUCCCCGCCUAGAAGGGUUUUCUAUGUUUGUUCCUUCUCUAUAAUAGACAUUUGUUAUGCACUACUCUUUCUAUUUGGACAGUUUUCAAGUCAGCUAUUUUUUUGGUUGAGAAAAACGAAAAAGCGUGCUUUCUGACUGACAUGAUCUUUUUGCAAUACCUCAAUUUUGAAAUAUAUUAGGAGGGAAAUUGAUAUUUUCUAAGUUUAUUCAAAUUUAAAAAAAGUAAUUACGUUUAUUCGAGAGAUGAUUUAACAAGUGGUUGAUUUUAUUUUUUGUCAUGCUUAUUUGCUUAAUUUGAAGUUGUAUAUUUUUUUUAAACAACUGAAGGAGCUUGAGCAUUAUAGCUUUAAUAUAAUGAUGUUAGCUGAAGUAAAGACUCUACCUUAUUACAGAGGCGCUUAGAGUGAGUUUCCCGCUGGUCUGACAACCCGUGAAAGCGCAGAGUCACUAAAACAAACAUAUGAGUGGUAGUCUUCCAAGGAAAACAUUAGUCCACAAAAAAAAAAAUCUACGGAAUAAGUCUAUUAGGUGCUUAGAAAGAUAACUGAAGAUUCUUCCCUUUUUUGUAUAUUUAUAAUCAAUAAUUUACUAUGCUGACCAGAAUUGUGAAAGAGAUCUUUUGUUCAUGUUAUUUUUUAAGAACACUUUUUUUACGUUUCCUAAAAGUAUGUGCUCCCUUUAUUGUUUUGUAAAAGCAACAUGCCUUGAUUUGUUAGCCUGACAUUGUUUAAAAAGAGACUGAGCAGAUGGAGGUGGAAAGAAAUAUGUACUUUUUUUUAAAUUAAGAGAUACAAGUGUAACUUGAUUUCAACUGUAACUUGAUCGAAAGUCCCCAAGGUGCAUCAAUUGAGUGGUGGCCUUCUAUUCGCGCAAGACUUGAAUUAGUCAAAAAAUUAAGGCUAAGAACCUGUUCUUUGUUGUAAUGUGCAAUACUGUUUGUACUGUUUGUAAAAAAAGAAGAAACUUUGAAAAAAAGAGGGCGGCAUAAAUCUUUAUUUUCAUUGCAUUGUGAUUCACUAAAAUCAUUUUCUACUGUUUAUUUACCUACUCUACAUGCUAGUACCUUCCAGUAGUAAUGUAGCCUUUGUAUUGAGAACAUUUUCAUUAUUUUUUGAGAUUUUUGCUAAAAUGAAAAGACUUUAAACAUAUUUAAAUAUUUUUAUUUUGUGUUUUCUUUACUUAUUUCUCAACCAUUAAGUUAUUUCUGGGGGAGACUUUCAAAUCUGGUCAAUGUCAUUAAUAUUAUUUAGCAUUUUUAUAUUAAAUAAAUUCAUUUUAUGAUGCUAAUUCUUUAAAAAAUAUAUUUUUGUUUUGUUUGACUAUUUUAUUUUUGGAAGUUGAAAAACCUUUGUAAUAUUGUUACUUAAGUGUCUAGAUUUUGGAAAUGUAAAGCCUAUGUUAACUUGCUGAUGUUGCUUACAUUAGUGUGACGAUAGUAGAAGAAAUACAAAAAAGAACACAAUGACAUUUGGUAUUACGUGGUUGGUAAUGUAAAACAAACUAAUAGGCAAUACAAUAAAAAGGCAGAAUGGA
Messenger RNA from Salvelinus namaycush (lake trout), 6198 nucleotides. RefSeq names its product cytoplasmic polyadenylation element-binding protein 3-like. The record is from RefSeq and is a predicted model, not a curated record. Gene Ontology annotation, molecular function: ribosome binding; mRNA regulatory element binding translation repressor activity; mRNA 3'-UTR binding. The coding region runs from base 91 to 2082 and encodes 663 amino acids. The transcript has 10 exons. Gene Ontology annotation, cellular component: neuron projection; nucleus; synapse. Gene Ontology annotation, biological process: negative regulation of cytoplasmic translation. NCBI's taxonomy places the organism in Eukaryota, Metazoa, Chordata, Actinopteri, Salmoniformes, Salmonidae.